AUGCUCAUUAAGAGACGCCAAGCUGUAUUUGUUCGUGAUGGAAAAGGUUCCGUUACCUACAAACUUUUAAGGAACAGUGUCCAGCGUGAGAUCAAGUUAGCCAAGUAUCACUUCUAUAACCACAAAGUCGCAUACCUUGAAAAAACGGACGUAAAAAAUGGUGAAGGCAAAUUCAAUCUCUAACCGGUCAAGACAUACAACAUAAAAGGUUUCACCAGUUUCUUGAUGAAAGCAGUGGAGAUUUAAAGUCCUUAGCCAACAAGGUGAAUAACUACUUUGUUGGUCUGACGGAUGGUUUCGAGGCUCUAAAGUACUCCGAGCCAACCAUCCAACCUGUUCCCCCUGACCUCCUGGUAUCAUUAAGUGAAGUUCGGACAUCCCUAUCUAGUUUAAACACUAGUACGGUUGUUGGUCCCGACAUGAUUCCUAACAGGGUGGUUAAGGAAUUUGCAACCGAAUUGGCCCCAGUUAUCAUGGAUAUUUACAAUUGGUCAUAAGUGGAAGGAUAUGCGCCUGGCCUACUUAAAAGUUCCUUCUUAACCCACUACCUAAAGUCUCCUCUCUGUAAGAAAUUAAAUUCUAUCUGACACCCAUCGCUCUGACCUGCACUAUCACUAAGGUUAUGGAGGGAUUCAUGAGAAGUAGCCUUAUUACUCAAAUAGCAGAGAACAUUGACCCCCGUCAAUACGCUAGGGAAGGUCAUUCUAUCGUUGAUGCCCUAAUCUACCUCUUACAGUCUAUUCAUGAAGCUACAGACACGGGGGAAUGUUCCGCGAGGAUAUUUUUUGCCGACCUCUCAAAGGGGUUUGAUCUCAUUGAUCAUAACAUCCUCUUGAAGGAACUAUCAAGCCUUAAUAUUGAUACCGUGCUGGUUGACUGGAUAAAGGCAUUCUUCACCGAUAGAAGGCAGGCUGUAAGAAUGGGGAAUUUUUUGUCUGAUUGGAAAUUCCUUUAACAUCCCUCAGGGGACAAAACAUGGUGUUAUCUUUUUACCGUAAUUACUAACAACCUACUGAAGGAUUGGAAAUUAAGAUUUCAAUUUGUUGAUGACACCACAGCCCUCGAAAUCUUGCCCAGGAACGGUUCCAGUCUACUCAAUCUAGUUGCUAAUGACAUUUACAAUUUUUCUAGUGACCACAAUAUGAGUUUAAACCCUAAAAACUGCAAAGAAAUGUUAGUUAAUCUCAUGCAUAAUCAUAACUUUGUAUUAUCACUCAUAAUUCUUGACAAUAACGUUGUGGAUCGCGUCCUUUAUCUAUAAACUCCUCGGAGUGUAUAUCAGUAACAAUCUAAGGUGGAACUAUCAGAUCGAUUAUAUUUUAAGAAGGCCUCAAAGCGCCUACUCUCAUUGCGAUUAUUGAGAUAAGCGAGAGUACACAGUAAACUAACCCUUAACAUCUACUUAACCACCAUGAGACCUAUUUUAGAAUAUGGUGCUCAGAGUUGUCAGGACCAUUCCCGCUUUCCCUUCCGAUAAGCUUGAAUCAAGUUCAGAGAAGAGCCGUGUCUAUCAUAUAUCCAUCUCUUAGCUAUGCGGUCGCCCUUACUUCGACCCAAUCGUACAAGCCUAGCAAUGACGAGGAGUCAGUUAUGUAUGAAAUACAUACAGACGUUAGGCAAUAUUAGUCAGGUCACACUCAUGACUACAAACUCAGGAAAAGGAUGACCAGUAGUAUCAAGACAUUUAACAACAGGGACAUGUGCCGUACGAAGCGUUCUGGUUCAUUUAUUACCUUCGGGAUCACGCGUACAGUGUGUAAAUGCUAAAAGUAGUAGUUUGUAAUGUAUAGCAUUGUUAAAUAGGGUAAAUUUUUGGAAGGUUGUAUUUUAUUCCUGUCAUUCAGUUUUUUUAACCGCAAUGGUGAUGAAUAGACAGUUUAUUAUUAUUAUUAUUAUUAUUAUUAUUAUUAUUCAUUGCCAAGUCACUACAACCUGUAAUUAAUGUUCACUCUUCACUCUAUGCAGGUGUUAAUGGUUUUCUGAAUCCCUCAAUAAUAACUGGUGAAAAUUAUCGUCCAAACUUUCUUUUCCUGAUCCAGUCCAAGUGCCUCUAUGUUCUAGAAUUAACGUUAAAUAAUCAAGAAAAUGGUAAAUAUAGCCAUUAGAGCAACAUAUUACAUCUUUUGUUGAAGAAAUAGGAACUGGAAUAACCUAGACUUAAUGCAAUUUUGAUAUAUAUUUUUUUAACUUUUGUUUUGUUUUGUUUUGUUUUUGUUUUUGGGUUUGUUUUUGUUUUUGUUGUUUUUUUUUGUUGCUGUUUUUUUUGUUGUUGUUUUUUUCUUUUUAAUAAUCCAAUCUCAAGCAGCAUUUUUAAAUUGCCUAUACGUAGCGAGAUUUACAAUUGUACAUUAAAAAACACAAAUAAAGUUUCCAUUAUUAUUAUUAUUACCCGAUAACUGCACUAUUCAGUACUAAUUUGGUACAAAUUUAAUUACAAGUAAUGAAAGUUGAAUUUUUAUAAGGGAAACAACGACAUGUCUUCCUUAAGGUGGCCAAUUUCGACAAAAAAAAAGCAACGACGUUGUACAAUUGUGUCUGAUGGAACCACGUCAGUUCAAUGACUUGAAACUGUUAUAAAAAUAAUACAGUCACAAGGAGAAAUUUAAAUAAACGAGUUUUAAAACAGAAAUCGAUGAUACAAAAUAUUCUUGACGUUUCGAUGGCUUCAUGUCAUCAUUAUCAAUAGCUAAGAAAUUAAAAUGAUUCCCUGUAUACAUAAAGUACGGAAGGCGCGCGUUGAAAUUGAAGCGUGUAAAUGGAGAAUGACCGGAAUUAAAUAAAGAGUCUCGAAAGGAUGGAGUCCGAUUGAGUAUUGAGUUAGGUCCGCUUUCCUUUUUCCCUCUUUCAAAUAUCAGACACUCAAGUUUCCCUCCGCAUUUCUUGAGGAUUUUAAAGUUUGCGUCAAAGUUCGCACUUUGUUUUUUAUAUCAGCGAAUCAUGUUCAUUUCUUAGCUUUUGAUGAGGAUGAUGAUGAUGAUAUAAAGCCAUCGAAACGUCAAGUUUCUUUUAUAUAG
Molecule: messenger RNA, 3014 nt
Organism: Porites lobata
Lineage: Eukaryota; Metazoa; Cnidaria; Anthozoa; Scleractinia; Poritidae
Source: the annotation of a GenBank genome assembly